AGGUCAUUAGGCCUGCUCAAAUGUCUGGGCGCAGGUGGCACUGAAGCAUGGGGAAUUGGAGUGAUAUCUGGAGUGAUGUCUUUUUUUUUUUUUUUUUUUAUUUCACAGCAACACACUUGUUGGAAAGGAUUGAGUGACUAUUGUUGUUUUUUUUAGUUUAGAGAUGCAUCAAGCAGACGUAUCGGUCCUGUAGUACUGUAUUAUGGAGCACAAGAAUACAGAGAACUCGGUGUACUGUGUGGAGUAUGGAAAUGGAAAUGUGGCUUGUCCUGUCUUGCAAGUAGGCUCUGAUAACAUGCUGAUGCCAACAUUGACGUAUAAGGUGGCCUCACGGCGAGCUAUUGCCCUGAUCGUCAUCUUCAUUCUUCUGAUCCUGGCUGGAGGUUCAGCCCUGGCCUGGUAUUUUUUAGAGUACAGAGUUUGGGUCUUAGAAGUACAGGUGGAGCAGCAGUAUAUAGGCCAGAUCUCUAUCCUGAACAGGAACUUUUCCACCGCUCUCUCUUCCCACACCAGUCGAGCGUUCCGGGAGGAAGCGCGCAGCGUGGAGGCCAUGCUCGAGAAGCUUGUGAAGUCCUCAAAUGUGUUACGCUAUUUCAAAUCUGCGACCGUGUUUGGUUUUAGUGAAGGCAGUGUCGUAGCACACUUCUGGCUCAUCCUUUCUCUCCCUGAGAGUCAUGUUGGGAAGGUCACCAUGCAGAUAGUCAAUGAGAGCUUACUGGGAAUCCUGCAGAGCUUUAGAGAGACAGGUGAUAAGGAUACGGUUCAUUCAGAGGGAUACCUGCUUCAUCUGUCCUCAUUCUCCUUAUCAGAAACCCAGCCCAAAGUUAUAGAUUUUUUGCAAGCCUCAUUUGAUUGCUACCGGUAUCAGUCGGUGACUGACAGCAUUCCUGUUGUUCUGAAGGGACCGAAUACCCAGCGCUCGUCCUGUCUAUGGCACCUGAAAGCCCCUGAGGGCUCCCAGUUAGAGCUGAGGGUGGAGUGGCUACUACCUGAGUGUCGAGACCGGCUUGCUAUCUAUGACUCGAUUGCCCCUGCUGACUCCUCACUCAUCACCUCUCUAUAUGGCUGUAGCAGGCAUGAGCAGGUGGUGCAGGUUUUAUCCUCUGCUGAUUGGAUGACAGUGGUGUGGAAACAGGGCCAAUACAACUAUAAAGACCCGUUCUCCCUCUCUGCUCAGGCCUGGCCCAAAAAGAAUUGCUCCUACGUUAUCAACUUGGAAAGAAUGGAAGGAGUUCAGGGGAACCUACAGACCCCGUUCUACCCCAGCUACUAUCCACCUAAUACCAACUGCACCUGGCAGUUCACUAUACCCUCGUCGAAUUAUGGACUGACCCUGGAGUUUGAGGGUUAUGAGCUGAGUCGAGCCAGUUACAAUCACAACUGCACACAAGGCCAGUGGCUCAUUCAGAACCGCAGAAUGUGUGGUACCAGGGCUCUGCAGCCGUAUGCUGAGCGACUCUACCUCCACUCCUCCACCACCACCGUUUCCAUGACGUCAGAAGUGUCACUCACAGGGCCUGGCCUCCAAGUCCAUUACAGCAUCUUCAACCAAACAGAUCCCUGUCCUGGUCAGUUCCUGUGCAGUGUCAAUGGUCUGUGUGUGUCUGCAUGUGAUGGGAUCUCAGACUGUCCUAAUGGUCUGGAUGAGAGAAAUUGUGUGUGUAUUGCUCAAUACCGCUGUCUCAGGGACAGUCAGUGUGUAGACUACUACAAGUUGUGUGACCAACAUCAGGACUGCACUGAUGGGAGUGAUGAAGUGAACUGCACAAUUGGAGUUCCUUGUACUGAUAAGACUUACAUGUGCGCUGAUGGCACCUGUUUGAAGAAGCAGAACCCUGCUUGUGAUUUUAUCAGCGACUGUCCUGAUGGUUCUGAUGAGAAAUAUUGUGAUUGCGGUCUGCGUCAGUUCAGUACUCGAGUGGUGGGCGGAGUCAAUGCGACAGAGGGGGAGUGGCCAUGGCAGGCCAGCUUGCAGAUAAGUGGACAGCAUAUCUGUGGUGGGGUGUUAAUCUCCCCUCAGUGGGUGGUGUCUGCUGCACAUUGCUUCAACGAUGAUCGUCUGUACUCGCCUUCCGUAUGGACGGUGUAUGUAGGUAAGCUGCGUCUGCGUACCUCCACUCAGACUGAGGAAGCUCUUCGUGUGACCCACAUCCACCUGCAUCAGUACUACGAUGAUGAGAUCCACGACUACGACCUGGCACUGCUUAGGCUUGAGAGACCCAUCUCAGCAGGCACACUGGCACUGCCCGCCUGUCUGCCCGAACCCACACACCAGCUGGAGCCCGGUCUGCUCUGCUGGGUCACAGGCUGGGGGGCACUCAGAGAAGGAGGUGGCAUUAGCGACAUUCUGCAGAAGGUCGGUGUGCAUCUGGUCAGCGAGGAGGCUUGUGUCCGUUCCUACGGAUACAUUAUCACUCCCAGAAUGCUGUGUGCUGGUUAUCGGCGUGGAGGAAAAGAUGCAUGUCAAGGCGACUCUGGAGGGCCGCUGGUUUGUCAGGAGACAUCCAGUCGCUGGUUUUUGGCUGGUGUAGUGAGCUGGGGCCGUGGCUGUGGACGAGCUGAUUAUUAUGGUGUUUACACUCGCAUCACCAAACUCUCUUCCUGGAUCAAACAACUCAUCGCAUCCUGACAUGCAGGACACACCGAUCCUAUUCUCAGCCAGGAGCUGUUGUCAGCUAGUCCUAGACUAGAAAGGUGUGUAGGUUUAAGUUUAGAGAAGGAAGAGAUGUGAGCUCCAGUAAAGUUGAUGGACUGCUAUGCUACAAUGAUGGUCUAAUUUUAACAUUAGGAUUCAUUAUUGUUUAUUAUUCCAUUGAAAAAAGUGAAAAUAUCUUGCUUAUAGUCAGAUUUAUAUCUGAUUUCCUUUUACAAGAUUACAUUGAAUUUAUUUACACAUUUGUUUACAAUGUGCAUUUCAACCCUGAAAAAUUGUAUUAUUGGCAGAUAUUUUUAAAAAAAUAUUAUUUAAAAUUGAAGCAUUAAAAAUAAAAACAUCUAGAAAUAAAUUGAAAGCUUUAUAUUGCAUAAAUGGAUCUACAAACAAGCUAUACAGAAAUGAGAUAAAUAAGACAUAUUUGCAUAUUUUCAAGAUAUUUUCACGUGCUUUGAUAUUUGUUUUUUUGCAGGGUAGAUCAGACCUAAAGAGUGUAUCGUAUAUUGUAUUGAGGAAAAGAAAGAAACAUUAAAAUAGGAGAGAUAGAGGAGUAUUUAUAGCCUUGGGCAGCUCAGUAUGGAAGGCUGGUAACUCUUUUACAGAGGAACUUUCACUGUGUUUCAGUUUUGUUCAACGUGUAACAAACCCACAUGUAUAUUCUGAAAGAAAACGUCCAAUUUUCACACAGAAUUAUUCUGGACAUAUUUUGGCAUGAGCCUUUUGGCCAUUGCAUCUCUAAAUAUCUCUUUUAAAAAUUCUAUAUUUUUAUAUAUGAAUUUUAAAACAAUUUAAAGUUGCAGACAAAAAAAACUAAAAAAAAAAAAAGUCUAUAAUAUUGCAUAUUCUUUAACUUUUAUUUAUUAUCCAUUCACAUU
This is a messenger RNA of Tachysurus fulvidraco (yellow catfish), 3528 nucleotides long. RefSeq names its product transmembrane protease serine 6. The record is from RefSeq and is a predicted model, not a curated record. Gene Ontology annotation, biological process: proteolysis. Gene Ontology annotation, molecular function: serine-type endopeptidase activity; protein binding. The coding region runs from base 203 to 2629 and encodes 808 amino acids. Lineage: Eukaryota; Metazoa; Chordata; Actinopteri; Siluriformes; Bagridae. The transcript is spliced from 18 exons.